CGGAAACCAAAAAGCCGUAUCACCAUUUCGGCAUUACCUUUCUCUCAUUUUCUAUAUAAAUACACUUUCUUCAUUUGUAGUUUCAGUCCUCUAUCAAUGGCUCUGAUGCUGUAACUGUCAAUGCAUUGACUUCCCGUGCCACCAUUUCCACUCAUUAUUAUGCAUUUCACCCUGAUAUGUUUCACAAACUGGGCGCCCAACGCCUGAUAUACCGUGCCCAAAUCUCAAAGUUUGUGAAAGCUGGCCUCAUCGAUCAAGCUGUCCACGUGUUCGACGAAAUGACUCAAUCAAAUUGUCGCGCUUUCAGCAUUGAUUACAAUCGUUUCAUCGGUGUUUUAGUUCGCCAUUCCCGUUUUGAACUUGCCCAACAUUAUUACCAACAAAUGGGCCCUCUAGGCUUCUCUUUAACACCCUUCACUUAUUCUAGGUUUAUUUCAGGUUUAUGUAAAGUCAAGAAUUUUGGUUUAAUUCACAUUCUUUUAAAUAACAUGGAUAGGCUUGGUCUUGUGCCUGAUAUUUGGGCCUUUAACAUUUAUUUGAGUCUUUUGUUUUCUGAGAACCGGAUUGAGUUAGCUUUGGAAGAGUUUGAUAAAAUAGUUAAUAAAGGAAGGGAGCCUGAUGUUGUUACAUAUACAAUUAUCGUUGAUGGGUUGUGCAAAGCAAAGGAGUUUGAUAGAGCUGUUCAAGCUUGGAAACAGAUGAUUGAAAAAGGGAUAAAACCAGAUUUAAAAGCUUGUACAGCGCUUGUUAUUGGGUUGUGUGACGGUGGGAAAAUUGAUUUAGCUUAUGAGUUAACAGUAGGUUCAAUGAAGGGAAACGUUGAGUUUGGCUUGUUAAUUUAUAACACGUUGAUUAGUGGCUUUUGUAGGGUUGGUAGGAUUGAUAAGGCUAGUGCAAUAAAGAGGUUUAUGACGAGAAAUGGAUGUGAGCUAGAUUUGGUUACUUAUAAUGUGUUGUUGAAUUAUUACUGUGAUGAGGUCAUGGUGGGAGAGGCCGAGAAGCUGAUGAAGAAGAUGGAGAAGAGUGGGAUAGAACCUGAUGCAUAUAGUUACAAUCAACUUCUUAAGGGCCUUUGUAAAGCUAGCAGACCAGAUAAAGCUUAUUUGUUAAUGUUGAGUAAGAUGGAGGCAAAAGGGUUAUGUGAUGUUGUAUCAUACAAUACUAUUAUCAAAGCAUUUUGCAAGGAAAGUCGUACUAGAAGAGCUUAUAAACUGUUUGAGGAAAUGAAACAGAAGGCGAUUGCACCAGAUGUAGUUACUUAUACUAUUCUAAUAAAAGCGUUUCUUAGAGCAGGUAGUUCUGAUUUAGCUAAGAAGCUUCUAGAUCAGAUGAUGGGAAUGGGUUUGUUGCCGGAUCGUAUAUUUUACACUACAAUUGUUGAUUACCUAUGCAAGAGUGGGAAAAUUGAGAUGGCUCAUGGUGUUUUUCUGGACAUGAUAGAGCAGGGAAUCACCCCUGAUGUGGUUUCAUACAAUGCCCUCAUUAAUGGACUCUGCAAAUCUUCUAGAGUAAGUGAAGCCAUGCAUCUCUACGAGGAAAUGCAGACCAGAGGAUCACAUCCUGAUGAAGUAACAUUCAAAUUGAUUAUUGGUGGGCUCAUUCGAGAGAAGAAGCUUGAAAUAGCUUGUAGUUUGUGGGAUCAGAUGAUGGAGAAGGGUUUUACUCUUGAUAAUGCAGUUUCAGAUACUCUAAUCAAAGCUAUCCAUUCAGGAGAUGUUGCACAACAUUGAGAAAUGGUUGAAGUUUAUGGUGUUAAUGUUAUGUUCUCUGUCCUCUACUGCAAAGCUACUGAUAUUUUUGGUCUGCAUUAUCUUAUGUUGCCGUGGCAGAUUCUGAAAAGCGGGGCAUUCAGCUUGAAUCUGCAUCUUAUCUGGGCUUCUCCAGGACACACGACCUAAUUUUUAAACAGAAGUGGAAGGGGAUGCUUAUGUUUGAAACCUUGAAAUCCAGAAACAGAGAUUUUGAAUACAGAUGUCUAUCAUAGGCUAGCAGAUUGAAUGAUCACAACCAUCUGCAGCAUUUUCAACUAUUCUGGGCAGAUUGAAUGAAUGGAUCAAAGGUCUCAUCAAAUUGUUUGAAAUUUGGUUAGCUGCCCUGUUUUAGCACUUUAAUAUGGAAGAUGAUACCAAACCCUGAGAUUUGGGGAUACAAGUAAAAUAUUUAGCGAAGGUGAUGCGAGGAAUCAGGAAAUUGCUUUUGAGCUGGACUUAAUUUCCAAUUGCCUUAAGAGAAUUUUAACAACAGUUGUCAGUGUACUCUGCAAAAAUUGCCUGCUUGCUUGUUUCACAUCAUGGGUCUUUGUGUUUGUGUACUGAUGCUGCUACUAGGACUCGUCUUUUGUCCUUUUAAAUCCCCGGUUGACUAGAAACAAUCAAACUGAUUGUUAGUUAAUAUUAUUGUGAGUUUAAAUUGCUAGCUUCAUUGAAGAAAAUAAUACUCUUCAAAGCUGCUGUUUAUUUAUUUAAUCAAUAAUAUUUAUAAAUUUUAGCGGGAAAAUAGGUUUGGCAAAUGUCAUUCCUUUUUCCACCU
Molecule: messenger RNA, 2529 nt
Organism: Pistacia vera
Lineage: Eukaryota; Viridiplantae; Streptophyta; Magnoliopsida; Sapindales; Anacardiaceae
Product: pentatricopeptide repeat-containing protein At1g13040, mitochondrial-like
Exons: 4
Coding region: 177-1730 (517 amino acids)
Molecular function (GO): protein binding
Source: RefSeq, a predicted model, not a curated record